UCUGAGUAAAUAUCGGUGAAUAUCAAAACGGGAAACAUGGAACGCUGGCAGAAUCGCGUGGCCGUCGUCACAGGCGCCAGUUCGGGAAUCGGAUCGGCCAUAGCCAAGGAUCUGGUUCUGGCCGGGAUGACGGUGGUGGGUCUGGCCCGUCGCGUCGAUCGGGUCAAGGAGCUGCAAAAGGAACUGCCGGCGGACAAGCGGGGCAAACUGUUUGCCCUCUACUGUGAUGUGGGCAGUGAGAGUUCCGUGAACGAGGCCUUCGAUUGGAUCAUCCAGAAACUGGGUGCCGUCGAUGUACUGGUCAAUAACGCCGGAACCCUGCAGGCGGGUCUCCUGGUGGACAUGAAAGCGUCCGAUAUGCAGCAGGUUCUGCAGACCAACAUCAUGGGCAUCGUGAUGUGCACCCAGCGAGCGGUGCGUUCGAUGCGGGAGCGCAAGUUCGACGGCCAUGUGGUGCUCAUCAACAGCAUCCUGGGGCACAAGACCAUGUCGGCGAUGGAGGGUGUGGUGCCGGACGUCAACGUCUAUCCGCCCAGCAAGCAUGCGGUCACGGCCCUGGCCGAAGGAUACCGCCAGGAGUUCCUUGGCCUGGGCACACGCAUCAAGAUUACGAGCGUCAGUCCGGGCGUGGUGGACACGGAGAUCCUGCCGGACAGCAUCAGGGAGGCCAUUAGGGACCGCAUGCUCCACUCCGAAGACAUCUCGCAGGGGGUGCUAUAUGCCAUAGCCACGCCCCCACAUGUCCAGGUGCACGAGCUGACCAUCAAGCCCCUUGGAGAGACCAUGUAGAAAACUCCUGAAAUCGUGUAUUUUUUUUCUAAAUAUUUUUUUCCCUAGCUUAGAAGCUUGUUUCACAUGUGUAUUACUUAAAGCACAACUUGCUUUCCUUUAUUUUCAAUUUUAUGAUAGAAUUGAAUAUUUAAUUUUGUAUACACACGUCACAAUAAAAUGUUUGUUUAACCCA
Molecule: messenger RNA, 964 nt
Organism: Drosophila subpulchrella
Lineage: Eukaryota; Metazoa; Arthropoda; Insecta; Diptera; Drosophilidae
Product: farnesol dehydrogenase
Exons: 2
Coding region: 37-789 (250 amino acids)
Source: RefSeq, a predicted model, not a curated record